UGUCCAGCGCUGUCUAAAGUGUGGUGAUGCUGAAUUUAUGACCUGCAUCCUCAUCUGUAUUAAGCUUCCAGCCUGCAGUGUCGCCCCGCUGCCGCUGGGGUCGCUGUAGGGCAGCCUGAUCUGUGCGCAUAGGAUUUGAAUGGACGCUGUUUUAUUGUAGCGCCCCGUUUAUAACACCUCAUGAAAAAUACAUAGACGUGUCCAUUCCUUUACGGUCAGCAAAUCAGAGCAGCUGCUGUCCAUCGCUGCGGUCAAUCGAGGCAUGCACACGAUCCCAACACCCUCAGCUCAUCAUCUCACACACACACACACACACACACACAGUCUCUCCCUCCCUCAUCAUCCACAGGCGCGCGCAUCCUCCCCACACACACACACACACACACACACACACACACACACACACACACACUGGGCUUCUAAUUCAGGCAUGCUCUCUGGACGCUCGUAGCGGCUGUCAGACUGAACCGCGUCCAUCCCUGCGCGCUGACCUUGACUGGGUUUUCCUCCAGCACCUGAUCCAUCUUACGUCCAUCCCCAUGGCUUCCUCGGACGAAGCGGACCAGUGCGUCCUGCACAGGGGCAGAUCUCAAAGUGACCCCAACAUCCUCAGCGAGUCCGGCAUCGAUUCAGCGCGCGGCGCAGACGUGAUGGAGCAGCAGAGGGUGCUGCGCUCCAGCUGUCUGGUGAGUGGGGUGCACACCCCCCCCAUCCGCCGCCACAGCAAGCUGGCCACACUGGGGCGUCUAUUCCGGCCAUGGAAGUGGAGGAAAAAGAAAAACGAAAAGCUGAGGCAGAGCUCCACAGACGUGGCCCUAGCCUGUGGCCUUCACUCUCCAGAUCCCGGCUCUCCCAUUCAAGGUGUGUCAGAUGUGGACCUGAGACUGCCCGGCCCGCAGGGGCCCAUCCUCAGUAUCAGCAGCAUGGAGUACCUCAGCUCAGAACAUGACCAUCUGCCUCUGGUCCCUGAUUCUGUAGAAGACGGUGAGAUGACAGAAGGGCCUAACAGAGGUGAGGAAGAAGAAGAGGAGGACGAGGCUGGUCCAGCAGACGAUGCAGAAGAAGCAGAUAGUAAUGAGGAGGAGAGAGAAGACGACGAAGCGGAAGACCCUCAGAGACCGUCUCCUCCAAGCAACCACAGCAUUCUAGUCCCUCAGCUCAGCGCCGAGGAAGACCCAGGUAAAGUCGCCAUCACAGCUGUGCCUCAGUCAAACUCAUUCCUCCCUAAAGACGUGCCCAGAGUUCCCGAUGGCCCCAGUCCUGUGGUCCUGAGAGGCCCUUUCUCCAAUCCUGUAGGCUCACCUCAUAUAGGCACCAUGCGUCCUCCACUGCCCCCUAGCUGUAUCAUUGAGGAACUGCAUCGUGCCCUGGCAACAAAACUCCGACAGGACUGCAGUACGGAGCGGGAGCCCAGUGGAGAGGUGGAGAGCAGGAAAGAGGCAGAAGAAAAUAAGGAGAACGUGAGACAGACCCAUUGCUUCACCGAUGCCUCAGGAAUCAUAUACGACAUGGACAGCUGGAACGAGUCCGUCAUUUCUGGCACGCUGCCACGCCGAAUGAGGAAGGAGCUGUUGGCCGUAAAGCUGCGGAAUCGGCCCAGCAAACAGGAGCUGGAAGACAGAAACAUCUUCCCUGCACGCAGCGACCAGGAGAGACAAGAAAUCCGCCAGCAGAUCGAAAUGAAGCUCGCCAAGAGACUCAGUCAACGGCCGGCCGUUGAGGAGCUGGAGAGCAGAAAUAUCCUAAAACAGCGGAAUGACCAGACCGAGCAAGAAGAGAGAAGAGAAAUAAAACAGAGACUGAACAGAAAGCUCAACCAGAGGCCGACGGUUGACGAACUGAGAGACAGAAAGAUCCUGAUCCGCUUUAGUGACUAUGUGGAGGUGGCCAAAGCUCAGGAUUAUGACAGGAGAGCUGACAAACCUUGGACAAGACUGUCUGCAGCUGACAAGGCGGCCAUCCGGAAAGAGCUGAACGAGUUCAAAAGCACGGAGAUGGAGGUGCACGCUUCGAGCAAACACCUAACGAGGUUUCACAGGCCGUAGAAGGUGUUUUUCUUCUGUGAAGAAAAAAGUUAAAACUGACAUACAUGACGAAAUCCUGGAGAUGACGUCAUCCACAGGAUGUCCUUAUUCUUCCAGCAACCUGGUCUUGACCAGGGGGCGGUGGUAUUGCGGUUAAUGACGGAGGCUGUAAAGGCACAGCAGCUGUGGACACCUCCGCUCUGGGGCUGAAGAAGUGGAGCCACGAUGGAGGAUUUGUGUUUUCGAAACUGAGUUUUUAAGUGACUGCUGAGAGAUGUCUGAGUGAACGUUAAUGUGCAUGUGAGAAAGCUCCACUUUAAGUGAAGAAAGAAAAAAAAAAGUACUUCAAGGGUUGUGAGCCUAAGUCAGAGUGAGUUUCAUAUCAAGUGUACAAAAUUCAGUCCGAACAGGGUUGUUCAUGUCAUCAUUUGAGGGAAAAAAGAAGGGAAAAAACUUUGUAAGCAAGUUCGUCUGCAGAAUACGUUUAUAAAUUCUCUUUGUCUUAUUUUCAAUAUUUAGGGUCUCAAAGCCCUGACUCGGAAAAAGGCCACCAAUUUGCUUGGUAGAAUAAUAAAAUAUACCUGCAAUUUGUUUCCAGUUAUUGGUGACACAAUAGUCUGUCUGCUAACAGACGCAAUCAAAAUAUGAAUACCAAAUAGCUGCUUAAGGCAGAUCUAUUUGAGAGCUGCAGGGUGAUUAAGAAUGUUGAGCAAAUGGAUUAUCCAACCACCCAGAAACUAAUUGGGAAUCCAUCAGUGUCUUAAAGUAAAAGAUUACUUGUUUGUCAUUAUUUAUCAAGUCCAAUUUCUAUGAGAAAUGGUGGUCUGUGGUUGAGCAUGGGUUCUCUCUAGGAUUUAAAACGAGUGAGAAUAUUCUCCCGUAAUCAGAUUUAAAGGCUUUAAAGACUGCUAAUACUACAAUACGUAUAAAGUGUUAGGUUGUGCAUGUUCUGCCCAGGGGGAAAUAAAAAAAAAACCUUAAGCCUUUUUGAAGAGUAUCAGACAAAGAACUGAGUCUACAAUCGGCACCAAUUUUUCUGUAAUCCCAAAAUA
Molecule: messenger RNA, 3076 nt
Organism: Pygocentrus nattereri (red-bellied piranha)
Lineage: Eukaryota; Metazoa; Chordata; Actinopteri; Characiformes; Serrasalmidae
Gene: phactr3a
Product: phosphatase and actin regulator 3a
Exons: 12
Coding region: 540-2045 (501 amino acids)
Biological process (GO): actin cytoskeleton organization
Molecular function (GO): actin binding
Source: RefSeq, a predicted model, not a curated record